Molecule: messenger RNA, 2328 nt
Organism: Oryctolagus cuniculus (rabbit)
Lineage: Eukaryota; Metazoa; Chordata; Mammalia; Lagomorpha; Leporidae
Source: RefSeq, a predicted model, not a curated record
GGCCGUCCGAGAAGUGCUGCGGGGUGACCACUGCCCGUCCCUCCGUGGCCAGGUCCGGCGGGCGGCGGAUGGCCCAGGCGCUGCGCGGCUUCCUGCAGGCCCAGCGGGUGCAGCCGCCGGUGGAGCUGUACUCGAGCUGGCUGUCCGUGGGCCACGUGGACGAGUUCCUGAGCUUCGUGCCCACCUCCGACCCCAAGGGUUUCCGGCUGCUCCUGGCCAGCCCGAGCGCUUGCCUCCAGCUGUUCCACGAGAAGAGAGAGGAGGGCCACGGGGAGGCGGCCCAGUUUGAGGGGUUAAAACACAAGGCAAACAGGAGCAUCAACGAGAUGCUGGCAGACAGGCGUCUCAGGAGCGACAAUCUCCACGCACAGUGCAUUGACUGGAACCGCGAGGUGCUGAAGCGGGAGCUGGGCCUGACCGAGAGCGACAUCGUGGACAUCCCGCAGCUCUUCACCCUGAAGGGCUCCUACGCGGAAGCCUUCUUCCCCGACAUGGUGAACAUGGUGGUGCUGGGCAAGUACCUGGGCAUCCCCAAGCCCUACGGCCCCAUCAUCGACGGCCGCUGCUGCCUGGAGGAGAGGGUGCGGUCCCUGCUGGAGCCCCUGGGCCUGCGCUGCGUCUUCAUCGACGACUUCCUGUCCUACCACGAGCUGCUCGGGGAGAUCCACUGCGGCACCAACGUGCGCCGGAAGCCCUUCGCCUUCAAGUGGUGGCACAUGGAGCCCUGAGCGCCCCCCACCAGCCGUCCUCGCUGCCCUCCUGGGGGACACUUGGCGCUCUCCCCACCCCCGCCAGCCCAGUGCCUGCAAGUGUGCUGGCCACCUUGGGCGCUGGGGCUGCAGCACGCACGGACACCACCCCGCCUGGACUCUGGAGCUGGCCCCACCCAACCUGGGACGGACUGACCACAGCCCCCAGAUGUUCCGGAAAAAGACCAGCAGCCUCAGCACGUCCGAGAAGGGCUGCGAGGGGCCUUGGCGGGCAGCCCUCACCUUGAAUCGCGGCCGCUCUAUGCGGACGCCUGCCGGGGGCGCAGGGAGAGAGACUCUGGGUUUGCCCCAGGUUCUCCUGGACCUUCUGGUCCGUGGGGUCUCGGUGAGGCCCUGCCUCCAGGAUGCUCUGGCUCUCAGAACACAGCAGGGGAGACACAGGUGGUCCUCCUGGCUAGACCGGCUGUCUCCUCCCUGGGGGCCCCCGAGGCUGUGACCCCAGCGUCCUCCGCCUGUGUGUAGGCACCCGGACGCAGGACAGCUCAGCACCUGGGCCUGAUGGCAAACAGGAGAAAGAAAAGCAAAGCAAACCCUUUAAUUCCCAACUCCAUGCUCAGCAGGUGCUUGUUACCAUUGGCUGAGCCUUUAAUUAGGAGAGUCCUGGCUUCCGGCUCAGGAUCGCUGAGAGGCAAAGUGAGCAGGAGGCCAGGGUGGGGGUGCAGGAGGCCAGGACUGCGGGCAGGGCAGGGGGCGCCCGGGGGAUCUCCAGCCCGGAUGCUCCUGGAUCCCCGGUACCUGGCUCUGGAUCUGAGCGGAGCUGGCGGUCCAGAUGUAGCCAGGGAGGGGCCCAGGUGUUGGAAGAGGGUGGGAGGCAUCAGCUUAUCUUGCAGGCGGGGUUAAUUUCCUCUAAUGCUCUUUAAUUACUCCCCUUCCUGCUGCAGGCAGUAGGAGGGGAGGAAUUGGGAGGUUUUCUCCCAGCGACUGGGGACCCUGCACAUAGCUUGAGUCUCACCUGUGAGUAAACCCCUGGCCGAGCCAUGUGCCCUCCCACAGGGGAAGACACAGCUGCCCCAGAGGUUAACAGCCCGGGGUGAGGUCACCCUGAUGUGCACAGGCGGGCUUGGCUGGGCAUGGACAGGAGGCGGCUAGCCUGCCCCCGCCCCCUUCGGCUGGGGGGCUACUUCUGCCGGCGUGGGUUUUUGGUGGCCCCUGGUGAGACCUCAGACUGAGACACGGAACACAGCACACAGGUUUACGUGGUCUGCAAUGGUUAGAGCAGGUGGGCAGGAAUCCGGAUCCUCCCUUCUAGAAGGUUCUGUGGAACUCCAUCUGCAAGCUCCUGCUAUAACUGGAUCAGGAUCCAACCCGGGCUGAACCAAGGAGAAAGGAGCUCUCGGGGGUGGAGGGCGUGAGGCGGGUAUUGGGACUCCACAGAGAAGGGGCUGGGGGCAGGGAGGACCAGGCAGGGGGGUGGGGCCGGUGGAAGCCCACCGAGUGGGGGACGCUCCGGGGUCGCUGCCGAAGCCAUUCCGGGGGCCCUGGGUCCGCUCUGCAAGUGCGCUGGGUGACCAGUUGCCUCCUUCCCCGUCAAUAAAUACGUCCACGUGUGUUUCUCUCA